Molecule: messenger RNA, 2547 nt
Organism: Epithele typhae
Lineage: Eukaryota; Fungi; Basidiomycota; Agaricomycetes; Polyporales; Epitheliaceae
Exons: 7
Coding region: 1-2547 (848 amino acids)
Biological process (GO): regulation of transcription by RNA polymerase II
Cellular component (GO): nucleus
Source: RefSeq, a predicted model, not a curated record
AUGAGCUCGACCUCCUACUCCCCUCUCGACAGCCACGCAGAGAGCUCGAGCCAUGCGACAAAGCCCUCAUCUGGUCUCACCUUCGUCCUCCCUCCCCUCAGUGCCCUCAAGGCCCAGAAGACCAAGAAAAAGAUAAAGCUCACCUACGAAGAGCCUCCCAAGAGGCAGCCCCGUCCGGUCAAGCUCAAGCCACUCAAGGAGGUCCUCACCAGGCUCAUAACACAGAUCAAGAGAAAAGAUGACUAUGCCUUUUUUCUCAAGCCGGUGGAUCUGGUCGCCGUCCCACAUUACACCGAUAUUAUCGCACGGCCCAUGGAUCUUGGGACGAUGACCACCAAGGUGGAAAGGGGUAAAUACAGGUCUUUGGAGGAAUUUGCGUCGGACCUAAGACUUGUCACUACGAACGCGAAGACAUUCAACGCCCCGGGCUCCAUCUUCUACACCGAAGCCGAGCGCAUAGAGAAGUACGCUCUAGACCAUAUCUCCAAAGCCGCCUCCACGGUCAUAGAAUACGAGACCGACUGGAACAUAGACGUCGAGAGGGACGACGAUGCUACACCCGUGGAUGUCGACGACGUGGCAGACGGCGCGAUGAUACCUAAGACGCCUAUGAACGUAGACGAAAGCCGCGCAGAGUCGCCCUCGGUCACGGCUGCCCAGGUCAACGGGAAGAAGGGCAAAGGGAAGAAGGUCCCGACUCUAACGGAGACACUGGAGCCCGACGGAGGAUUACCAGGCGCGAAGGAUGGGUUAGGCUCGUUCCCACCGGGGUCGGACUGGGCGGAGCUGAUGCUUGCGCUAAAGCUGAAAGGCAAACGUUACCGGACCAAGAAGGAGCGCAUGCGCAUGGAGAAGGGCGGUCCACCAAUAGCGGCAGAUGGCAGUUUAGACUAUCCAGAAAUGGAAGACCCGUUUUCCAUCUUGUCCGCUGUCGUCCCUGAUCCCAUGUCCCGCCCAUACCUCCCAGCACUCUACCCCUCUAACGACCCCUCAAACUCUUCUCAACCGCCAUUCCCUACUCCCGUCCACAUCAUCCCGUCUUCCGAACCCCCUCCAGUUGUUAUACCCUCGACCUCUUCAUCGUCGCAGUUAAGAUCCAAGAGCGUCAAACCCGUCAAGCGACGACACUGGGUCAUCAACCGCAAUGCCCCGCGUCGCGUUAAGGAAGUACCGGAGGAGGAGUCGACGCCCGCAUGGAAGGAACCAAGAGAACCCGUCGCGACAGACUUCGGCUCUUUCAGCGUCCUUCCAAGUCUCCUUGCGGAAGAACGCAAAAUCAAUGACAUCGGCGCUGCUCUGGGCUCCCAGAACAAGUUCUUCGGUGCGCUACGGGACAGCUUGCAGCCAUCCAUCAGCACAACAAGCUCAGACGCGGAUGCACUCGACGAUGUGGAAAUGGAAGAUGGGGACGAAGCCGCGUACUGGAAGGGCAAGGGCAAGGAGGCCGAAGCAUACAUUUGUGAUGUCGUGUAUGGCGGUGUGGAUGGGUACGCAUACGUGAGGAGCUUGGCAGAGUUCCUUACGCCAUCAGAACCUAUAAAUCGCAACGGAGAGCCACCAACAUACGAUGACCUCGGGAUGCCGGUUGCGCGGUGGGUCGAAGAGAACGUCGUCAACCCCCUCACGGCCGGUCGACAUCGCAUCCUCCACGACGCUGCCAAGAUGCUCAACAACCUCCCACUCACCCCACCGCUCUCUCCCCGGUCUACACCCCCACCGUCGACAUCCGCCCCGCCAACAUCCCCCGACCCCACAACCACCCACAUCAAAGCGGAGCCCUCUUUACUCACCUCCGUUCCCGCCGCCCCUCCUUUCGACGUGGCUCGCCAAAUCGACCUCUCCCUGCACACCCACCCUGCCACCGCCCGCGCGCUCGCGCACUUCCGCGCGGUGCUCGCCGGCAAGAUCGACCUCCCCUCGCUCAUCCGCGCCCCGGACGAGCUCUUCUGCGCCGAGGACGUCUGGGCCGGGCGCGCGUACCGCGAGAAGCGCAGGAAGGAGAUGGACGACGCCUUCGCCCGCGACCCGGGCCAGAACGCGGCCGCGUACCUCCAGUGGGCGAUCGCGGAGCACCGCGAGGCGGAAGCCAGCGCCGGCGGCGCGGAGGCCCCGGCGGGCGCGCGCGGCGCGGCGGGUGCGGGCGCGGACGAGGCGGGCAUGCUCGCGUACGCGCUCGAGGUCGCGACGCAGGAGAUCGAGCGGCUCGUGCGCGAGGGGCACGUCCGCCCGGCUGCGGACGGACCUGCGCAGACGGAACCGCCGAGCGGAGACGCGGCGGCGUCGACGGCUCCUGCCUCGGACGGGCAGCAGGUCGGCGCGGACGCGGAUGGCGAUGUGGUGAUGAAGACUGGGGCGGAGGAGGCUGCGACUGCGGACGGGAUAAAGGCGCAAGCCCCGGCGGCGGCGGUGGAGGACGCGGUGCUGAAGCAGCUGAGGCUCAACCUUCUCGCGCUCGCGAAGCGCGCGCCGCUGGACCAGAUCAUGAAGCUCCCUCCCGAGCUCGUCCCCGCGCACCUCCGGCACAUCGUCCCCACCGCGGAUGCGUGA